UGAAUGAACACAACGGAUGCCACUAGUAUCGAAAGCUGCCCAGUUGCAAUCAGUUAGUCACCUGCGAAGGUACGAAUGAUGAGUUCCUCCUGGACACGACCGCCCUCCGUCGAUUAUCCACGUGUUUGGCUUACUUUCGAGGCGCGUGACUUGGAAGAAACGGGGAACGACGGUCAUCGAACGGUGAAGUAUCGCGUUCAGGAUUUGCCGGAGGAUCGCGUCGACGAUGCGAUCGCUCACAUGCAAACACACUUCCUUCGCGGCGAACCGAUGUGCAGCAUUGUGGGCUUGUUCAAAGAUCCGGUGGCACUUGCCGAAUUUGCUGAACUUUGGCGGAGCAUCGCCGCUCAACGGUGUGCGGUCGUUUGCUUCCGAGAGGGAUCCGAUGAAAUCGUCGGACUCAACAUGUUGACUGUGGUUUCAAAAAACGACCCAAAGGAACAGAUGUUUAAAAGUGAUGGUUUGAAAUUGAUGUACGACUGCUACGUGGGACUACUGAAGCAGUCCGACAUCUUCGGACGGUACGGAGUAGAUCACUACCUGUCGGCUUGGGGACUGUCGGUUCAUCCGAAAUAUCGCGGACGGGGUGUGGCAACGGAACUGCUCCGGGCUCGGAUACCACUUUGCCGUGCGAUGGGACUGCGACUGACGGUGACGCUGUUUUAGCAACCCGGCUCCCAGAUUCCGGCCGCCAAGGUUGGAUUCUACGACGAGCUGGUGGUGACCUACCGACAGCUGGCCGAACAGGGUUUCCCGGGGUCCCGUACGAGUUCAACAAGCUAAUGACCAUGAAGGUGGAUUAGAACUGUGUAUUUCGAUCGAAUCGGAUCGAGUGACUGCUUUUGUAUGGAAAAUUUAGAAUUCGAUCGAGAUACAGAAUGGAAAA
This is a messenger RNA of Malaya genurostris, 886 nucleotides long. RefSeq lists its product as uncharacterized. The transcript has 2 exons. NCBI's taxonomy places the organism in Eukaryota, Metazoa, Arthropoda, Insecta, Diptera, Culicidae. Gene Ontology annotation, molecular function: N-acetyltransferase activity. Bases 76 to 666 code for a protein of 196 amino acids. The record is from RefSeq and is a predicted model, not a curated record.